CUGACAGUCUGAUGACAGUGACAUAUUAUUGGAUAAUAUUACAUACGCAAAUAACGAGAUAAUAGAGAGUUGUUGCAGCAAGUUUAUUUUCUUAAAAAUGAGUUCGACAGAUACGGCCUCCCCAAAAGCUUUCGCCGAAAAACAAGCUGAACGUAUGAAAAAACUUCGAGAGCUGCAUCGGUUGAGAAACGAAGCCCGAACUCACAACCACCAAGAAGUCGUGGCUGAAGAUGCGAGGAACAAACUCCCAGCGAACUGGGAAAGCCGCAAGAAAAAGGCAGAGUGGAUUCUGAAUGAUCAGAAAGAAAGAGAGGAGGCAGCUGAAAAAGGCGUCGAUUACGACAGGACGAAGCUGCUGAAUGUAUCCGCACUUGAAGCUGAGCGGUUUGAAAAGAUGAAGAAAAAGAAGAAUCCGGAUCAGGGGUUCUCAGACUAUGAGGCUGCAUCUAUCAGGCAGUACAACAGGUUGGUGAAGAGCCUUCCUCCAAAAGACAUGGAAAGGUACGAAGAACAAAAGCGUAAAUACGGGGACGCCUUUUAUGCAAGCAAAAACACGAUAAUCCAUGGUCUACAUGAAGACAGGCCUGAAGCUGUGGACAAUCUGGUGAAGAGUGUGGAAGAUCAGAUUGCAAAGAGGAACAAGUAUUCCAGAAGAAGGACCCAUAAUGAUGAUGCAGACAUUGACUAUAUCAAUGAGAGGAAUGCCAAGUUUAAUAAGAAGAUGGACAGGUUUUAUGGAGAACAUACCGCUGAAAUCAAGCAGAAUUUGGAGAGAGGGACAGCUGUGUGAAUUUGUAUUUUUUUUAUCGUUGUGUAUAUAAAAGGACAAUUGAAGACAUUUCACUACAGAGUUUGAAAUCCUGCAUUGUCUUAUGGAAGAAACAGAGCUCUUAUAGCAGUGUUUCCAAAACUUUUUCUUUAUUGUUUAAGUUUAAACUAAAUACAUUAAUUAAGAUAAUCCAUUUCUGGAACUCGGAAUAUUUCUCUGCGUGAAAUUUGAGUAGGUUCUUUUAUUUUGGGAUUUAUUAUGUCCGACUUUUCAUAAAACAGUUCGUCCUUUCUUGCUGGCCAUUUCAAGUAUACCCUAUAUUUUUCCAUCGCACUUAAAAAUAUACCAUCAUUUUCAACUUUUGUUAUUUUUCCGGGAAACAUUUGAUCUUGGUAACAUACUAUAGCAUAAUUAUUAGAUUGUAGUUGAACGUCUUCUACAUCUAUUUGCUUAAAGCUUUCUAUAUCUUCUUCGUUAGAUAUAAGGUCUACAAAGUCUUCCAGGUGCGAAUUGGAUGAAACAACUCUUUCUCUAAAAGAAAUGCUAGUUAAACCUUCGCUACUGUCUGAGGUACAUUUUCCGAUUCAUUUGCAAGGCAAUCAAAAAACCAUUAAGAAUGUCACGAUUCACUGCAGCUGUUGAAACGCUUAUGUUUCGUGCUACCCUAUUUGCAACCAUAUCCUUGUUUCUAUUAAGAAAUGAGGCAACCUAGUCAUUCCCUGGACAGUUUUGUUUAAAACACUUUACUGUCCUUCCCCUCUUAUCCAGGUAGGACAACUAUAAUUUUUAGAUCCUGAGUUGUAACAGGAAAAUUAUAGGUUGAAACUGCAAUUAUAUGGGCAACCACAGACUCCUUGGUUAAGAUGGUUUGGCCACCAUGAUGCACAGUGCGUUUUGCAUGGAGUUUAUUUAGUAAAGUAUUGCGAUGAACUCCGUAUCUAAAAAAUGUUAUUCAUUAUUAAUGGAUAUACAGGGUGUUUCAGUUUAUUGUUGCAUAACUUUAAGAUACGAUAGAAUUUUUAAAAUUAAUGCAUAAAGUCUAUAUAAACAUGGGUCGAAAAAUGCGUGGCUUCCGAAAUAUUAAAUUUACUUUCUAAAAUAGUUUUUUUUGGUACGACAAAACGAACCAUGGGCAUACUUUUACUGUAGCCGCUAGGGGGCGCUCUCUACUGUACCUGUAGUGUAUUAAAAUGACCGAAAAAAUUUUCUUGGUGCAAUUUUUUGCUUUUUGAAUAAAAAAACUGAUGCUUCGCACUUUUCAACAUAAAAAAGCUCUCCUGUGAGUUUUCGUUAUAGUUAGCCGUUUUUAAGAUAUUUCGAUUUUUAAGGUUCGAUGCAUUUUUAAUUAUUUAUGGGAAAAUAAUAUUUUUUUUACAAUUUAGAUUUGGGCAUUACAAGUAAUUAAGAUGAUCGUUUAGAUUGUGUUUUUAAACACAGUAAUAAUUCCUAACUCCAAAUAAACACAAAAAAACAGAAUAUUAAUUUGUUUAAUUUUACAAUAUUAUUUUUAACAAAUUAAAUUAAUUAUUUAUAACUAAAAUGCUAUUGGAUAGUCAGGACAAACAGACAAAAUCUAAAGUAGUUGCUCGAAAUUUAAACCCAAUUGUUCAAUACACAAUUCACAUCUACGAAUGAUCGAACGUGGUAUAGCAUUAUUCAAAUAAGGACUCAUUUCAUCACAUGCAUUCCUGAUUCUGUCUAUUAGCAUAUCUCUUGUGGUUACGGGAGUCUGGUACACUUUUUCUUUUAGAAAUCCCCACACAAAGAAAUCUAAUGGAUUUAGGUCAGGGGAUCGUGGAGGCCAGGCGACUGGUCCUCCACGGCCGAUCCAUCCUUAUUCUGUUUUCAAUUUCAAAAAUAUUUGCAGGCUCAGCCUACUUCUAAAAAUUAUCUAGAUAAUACUGACUUUUUAACGUUAUUUUAUCAUAAAUAAUAAAAAAUGCAUCGAACCUUAAAAAUCGAAAUAUCUCAAAAACGGCUAACUACAACGAAAAUUCACAAGAUAACUUUUUUAUGCUGAAGAGUGCGGAGAAUCAGUUUUUUUAUUCAAAAAGCAAAAAAUUGCACUAAGAAAUUUUUUUCGGUCAUUUUAAUACACUACAGGUACAGUAGAGAGCGCCCUCUAGCGGCUACAGUAAAACUAUGCCCAUGGUUCGUUUUGUCGUACCAAAAAACCCUUGUAUACCAAUUUUCACUGUUAUACAUCAAAUAUUGUUCGAAAUAUUUAAAAAAAAAACUAUUUUAGAAAGUAAAUUUAAACACCCUGUAUUUCGGAAGCCACGCAUUUUUCGACCCAUGUUUAUAUAGACUUUAUGCAUUAAUUUUAAAAGUUCUAUCGAAUCUUAAAGUUAUGCAACAAUAAACUGAAACACCCUGUAUAUUGUUUACAAAAUACCUCUCAGCCGCUUGUCGUAUGGUCAUAGUUUUACUUCUUAUUUGUCUUAGGGCGUCUUGCAAGCUCUCUUCUGUAUAAUUUUUGUAUUGACGACUCCCUGGAGUUCGUUUGUAUUUUCGGGGCAUUACUAAAGUUUAAAAAAAAGGGUCACAAUUUAAUCCCGUCUGGUCGGGUAAAAGGUAUAAGGGGUGAAAUUGUGCGAACAAUGUGUCACAACGUCACCUCACGUUUUGUUCAUUUCGUAUCUAAUGCGACGCCAUUUUGAUAAAACACACCUUUGAUAUUAUUCAAGUAGAUGAUUAUAAUAUAGUCAAAAAAUGAGAUUACAAGAUUCAGGUAUAAAGAUAACUUUUACAAAAACAAAUUACUUUGUACAAAUCUAAUUCUAAAUGUAAUUUAAUGAUCCUCAUAAUGGGUGGAGCGACGACGCAUUGCGCGCGCAGCGCUUUCGCGGUCAUUACCGGAAAUAUUUUGAGUUUUAGGCGGGAAAACCGGCUUGUCACAAAGUCAUCCCGAUGUCACAAAGUAAGUAUGUAAAAGAAGUUUUUCUUCCUUCCUGCAAAAGUAUAAUUGGUUUGUAUAGAUCUGUACGUUAGUUAACAAAUGGAGAGAAUUUACCUGUCUUUACAAAGUUAAUAUUUGAUUUAUACAAAACCUGAUUAAGUUAUAGUGUGAAAUGAUGUAAUUCAUACCUUUUUUGAUG
Molecule: messenger RNA, 3867 nt
Organism: Acanthoscelides obtectus
Lineage: Eukaryota; Metazoa; Arthropoda; Insecta; Coleoptera; Chrysomelidae
Source: the annotation of a GenBank genome assembly